CGCCAUCACCAUCCGUAGGAGAGAGAGAGAGACAGAUGAGUCUGAUGAAGAAACAGGGAGAGAGGUAGGCGAAGAUUUUAGGGAGAGAAGCUCGCCUAAGAAGACGAACCAGACCUUCCGUUCCGUGCAAACCCUAGAAUAUGUUAGUUUCUCGAAUCUGAAUGGGAACCUUAACCCUUGUGGAAUUGACUUUUUACCCUCGGCUUCAGUUGAUCUUGGAUCCGCCGGGACGUGCCUUUCUUCUCCGGUGGCUGACCUAUUUAUCUGGCGAUCAAUAUACGGACGAAGAAGAGAUUGCUUUCGUGGAGAAUGUUAGGUUGUUGUGGCGUGUUGAUCAUCAAAGCACAACAGAAAUCGUGAGACAGUGAUCUUGAACAUUUGUAGGUCGACAGAGAGAUGGGUGGUCCAGGGUCAGGUCCGGCAGAUUGUACGGUGGGUUCGAUCGUAUGGGUGCGGAGGAGGAACGGCUCAUGGUGGCCGGGAAAGAUAGUGGGCCCAGAAGAGCUUGACGCUACCCAUCUGAUGUCGCCGCGAUCCGGGACGCCGGUGAAGCUUCUUGGGAGGGAGGAUGCAAGUGUGGACUGGUACAAUUUAGAGAAGUCCAAGCGUGUCAAAGCAUUUCGGUGUGGUGAUUUUGAUGAGUGCAUUGAAAGGGUGGAAUCUGCACAAGGCAUACCGAUGAGAAAAAGAGAGAAAUAUGCACGACGAGAAGAUGCUAUUCUCCAUGCCCUUGAACUGGAGAAGGAAAUUAUGAAAAAGGAAGGAAAAUUAGUUCCUGAAAAGAUUAUAAAUAAGUCUCCUGAUGCAACCAAAGAGAGGUUAAUGAUCUUUGGGAAUCAAGGAAUGUGUAACGGAAAACAAGAAUCAACUGGAUGUUUAAGACCGAACCAUGUUGGUGAUGGUCUUUAUUUUCAAAAGGCAAAAGAGGAAGAUCCGCCAGGUUGUGAGGAUGAUCAUAUUGAAGCUGCACCUCGGCUGAGAGGCUUGCAGGGCUUUGGGCUUAGAACUGCCUUGUCAAAGCGAAAACUACCAUAUUCUAAUGGCCCUGAUACUUCUUCAAAGCAUUUGGCCAGCAGUAACUCUCCAGCUUCUUCUCGUGGAGACCAAAGCAUUGAGAGGUCCAAUUAUGCCCUUGGGAAGGAGCACAUCAGGAGUACAUUUCAGAGCAAAAGCCGUAGAUAUAUGUUUGUGCCAGCUAAGUCUAAUGAUGCUUUAGACUUGCAUGAGAGUUUGCUAAGCCAGAAUGAGAUGGUGCGUUCCUCAUUUACUGGUGAUGAUUCUCAUCAUUCUCUUUCAGAAGAGGAUCCCCCCGAAUUUUUAGAAGACGUCAGAUCUGAUUCUUCUGAAUCUGAUACUGAUUCUUCUGAUACAGAGGAGGAUACAGAUGACGAUAUAGCUAUGUUCUCAGGUGCUGGGUGUCAUUCAGGACGCAGCCAAAAUGCUUUUAGUAGACAUAUGUCAACUGAAGUUGAAAGCACAAGCAGUGAGGAUCAUGAUGAGUCAUCCUUUUCUGGUGACUCUUCUUACCUUUAUUCUCACAAACCUGAUUUUGGCAACGAAUCUGUUUCCAAAUGGCAGCUCAAGGGAAAAAGAAAUGUCUGUAAUCUUCCAAGAAGGCCUACGGGCAAGACCGAUCAUUUUGAACAUGGAAGAUAUCGUGAACUUAAGAAAAGGGCUCUAUGCCAAAAGUCACUUGGGUAUGGUUUUGAUUUUAAUAGGGCAAAUGAUACAAGUGAUGGAACUGAUGACACCAAUCCCAACGAGAGGGAGUUUGGGGUCAAAAUGUUUGGUCUAUCUGACAAGGGUUAUCUGCCUUCAAAGAGGACUGAAUCUAGAUGCUGGAACAUUUUCAGCAACGACAUGCUUGACUGGGAUGAUGAUCCUUGGGAAGGCCAGAUUUGCACGAAAAGGAACUGGGGAGGAAAAUUUGAGGGUUUUGGUCUGGAGAUUGGUGCCUUCUCUCAGCAGUUUGGUGGAAAAAUGUGUUCCCCAUUGAUCCAUGUUGAUCUAGAAGUGCAAGGGAGCUAUCGGAAGGGGACUGCCCCUAUUGUCUCCCUCUUAAGCAAGUUAGAUGGAAGGGCAAUAAUAGGGCAUCCGAUUGAAGUCGAAGUCUUAACAGAUGGUUUAUCUGAGACAUAUCUUCAUUCAAUUGAUUACAUUGAUAAUGAAACAACGUACCAUGACAAACCCUUUGUACUUCCCCCUGCAUGGAAGACGGCCAGGAGGAGCAAUUCCCGAGUUCGUCGGCUGCAUCCAUUCUCAUCGCUGGAAGUCGAUGAGGAUGCUAACACUGAUCAUUCUUUGGUGGACCAUGGAAGAAGACAGCUGGUUAAGAAAUUAAGUUUGGGAAACUUUAGUGGGGAUGCUUACUCAGUUAGGAAAACUGUAGUACGCAUUCCCCGGCCACCUACGGAGAGAAAGCAGCAGCAGAAGAAGCAAGCGAAGAAGACAAGUGUUUCAGCCAAUCAAAAGACGAGGGCACUCUCAUCAUUUGGCAGCGAACCAGGGCACGGGAUGAAGCCACUACAUUACAAUGCUAGUAACUCCCAGACGCACGAUCUCUCUAACGGGCGAGUAUUAGCAGGGCCACCUACAGUGGCCUGCAUACCAAUUAAAUUAGUAUUUAGUAGAUUACUUGAGAAGAUAAAUAGGCCACCAUCAAAGCCAGCUGUGAAAACGUCUAUGCCAAGUAGCGAGAGAAGAAGAGAUCAACCAUAGGAGGUACAUUGUGUUGUUUCACUUGCCAGGUCCUCGAGACUCGUGGGGCGGAACCAGGCCUUCUCCUCCAGCACCGAGUCCUGGCCACGCUGCUCAGCCACGGCCGCAGCCAUGG
This is a messenger RNA of Tarenaya hassleriana, 2833 nucleotides long. RefSeq lists its product as uncharacterized. The transcript has 5 exons. The record is from RefSeq and is a predicted model, not a curated record. The coding region runs from base 397 to 2718 and encodes 773 amino acids. Lineage: Eukaryota; Viridiplantae; Streptophyta; Magnoliopsida; Brassicales; Cleomaceae.